CCAAAUCGGAUUCCUGCGGCUUCACAAACUAUGCGGCAACCUACGCCACAUACCCGCCUCCACCGGGACCGCUUCCUGUGCCUUCGCAAGCAUACGUACCAGGAACCAUACCAAAUUACGGGGAACAUUACCGAUGGAUGUUUGUUAUGGGAUGAUAUUGCGAAUGCCACUCUGAUGGUGAAUCCGAAUUUUAAUGUUUAUCGGAUCUUGGAUGUAUGUAUGGCCUUGUUCUGGGCUUCAAGUUUUAAUCAAGGGGCUCAAAAGCGAAUAGGUGGCUAAUGUGCUUUUGACUAGUCCCCUGUUUACUUUGCUCGAAGGGAUGUCCAGGAUGCUAUUCACGCUCCUUUUCUUUUCUGCUUGAUUUAU
Cantharellus anzutake is the source of this 366-nucleotide messenger RNA. RefSeq lists its product as uncharacterized. The record is from RefSeq and is a predicted model, not a curated record. The annotation marks the transcript as partial. Lineage: Eukaryota; Fungi; Basidiomycota; Agaricomycetes; Cantharellales; Hydnaceae. The transcript is spliced from 2 exons.